Molecule: messenger RNA, 4622 nt
Organism: Meriones unguiculatus (Mongolian gerbil)
Lineage: Eukaryota; Metazoa; Chordata; Mammalia; Rodentia; Muridae
Gene: Ccdc167
Product: coiled-coil domain containing 167
Exons: 5
Coding region: 41-559 (172 amino acids)
Source: RefSeq, a predicted model, not a curated record
CCUAGUGGGCUGGCCCCGUACGGGAGACACAGCGAGCAAUAUGACUAAAAAGAAGCGGGAGAAUCUUGGUGUCGCUCAGGAGAUUGAUAGGCUAGAGGAGAAGCUAUCUCAGUGUCGGAAAGACCUGGAGGCUGUGACUUCCCAGCUCUACAGGGCGGAGCUGAGUCCUGAGGACAGGAGGUCUCUGGAGAAGGAGAAAACCACCCUCAUGAGCAAGGCCUCCAAGUAUGAGAAGGAGCUAAAGCUGCUUCGGCAAGAGAAUCGGAAGAACAUGCUUCUCUCGGUGGCCAUCUUCAUACUCCUGGCCCUGCUCUAUGCCCACUGGACUAUGAAGGAAGCCAGACAUUUGGAAGAGUGUGUCAGGAAAUACCAAGGACAAGACACUGUGAUCCUAGCACUUGAGAUGAUCACAGAGGCAGAGGAUAACAAGUUCCACCCAGCCAAGGCUACACAGAGCAGGCAAACUGAGACUUUUUGGAGAGAAAACAAAUCAUUCACCAGAAAAAGAAGAAAAAAGAAAAGCCUAAUUGGAUUUUAUUAUCAAAAUUUAAAAAUCUGAGAUACCCAACCUGGAAAGGAAAUUAAAUGAUCUCACUUCACAGAUGACAUGCCAACGGAACAAGUUAGGAAGCCGAAAAAUAAAUACUCAUUUACUAUUGUUUAUUAGCAUUGCUAAUGAAACAGCAAACGAUUUUUGGAAAGUGUGCCAAGACCAUUUAAUAGAGAAAGGACGGUCUUAGAAAAUCUGAAAGAACAAAAAAACAACGAAGUGGGACCAUUAGUUACUGCCAUAUCCAAAAAAUAAUUUAAAAUAGAGCACUUCAACACGUGGGCUGAACUUAUAAUAUCUGACAAGAAGACAGAUAGGAAGCCUCACAACCACAGGUGCAGUAAGAAAUGAAAAAGCAGGCCACACUGGUGUUAAAAACUUCUGUUUCAAGGACAUAAUACAGUGAAAAUACAGAGCAGGAGACAAUACUCACAUCCAAGCCUAGUAAGAGAUUAAUGUCUAAAACACAAACACAGCCCUUUAACUCAAUAGCAAAAAAACACUUCAAAAAAACGUCUGAAAAGGAGAAAUGACCAGAGACAUGGCUCAGCAGUUAAGAAUGCACACUUGGGGGCUCAGAGGUUAAGAGCACUCGGUGCUCUUCCAGAGGUCCUGAGUUCAAUUCCCAGCAAGUACAUGGUGGCUCACAACCACCUAUAAUGAGAUCUCGUGCCCUCUGCUGGUGUGCAGGUGUACAUGCAGGCAGAACACUGUAUACAUAGUAAAUAAAUCUUAAAAAAAGAAAAAAGAGAAAGAGUGCACACUACAGCGACUGGGAGUGGCACGAGCUUUAGCCGAGCACUUGGAAGGCAGAGGCAGAGGCAGAGGCAGAGGCAGAGGCAGAGGCAGGCAGAUCUCUGAGUUAGAGGCCAGCCUGGGCUGACCUUGUCUGGAGACAAAACAAAACCACGCUGCUUUUGCAGAGACCCAGGCUCGGCUCCCAGCACCCAUGAAGUGGCUCACAGCCUGUAACUCCAGCCCACAGCCUCUCCUACCAUCAGUCUCCGGUUCCUGUGGGCAGGGCUAUAGAGCCAGGGACCCACCUGCCACUUCUGGGACAGGACAUGCUUAAUAGAUCAGGGCUGGGCUGGAGAGGUGGCUCAGAGGUUAAGAGCACUGGCUGUUCUUCCAGAGGCUAUGAGUUCAAUUCCCUGCAACCACAUGGUCACUCACAACCAUCUAUAAUGAAAUCUGAUGCCCUCUUCUGGCAUACAUACAUGCAGACAGAACACUCUGUACAUAAUAAAUAAAUCUUAAAAAAAAAAAAAAUCAGGGCAACCAAAAAGUAGCCUGAAGUCCUAGAAUGUCUAGAACCAACAGAGCAAACACAGAUGACAAAAUGUUCGAAAGCCAGGAGGUCACCAGUCCUUCAUCCUCUAGGCUUCCUUAGUAACCCAUCAACACCAGCAGACACAGGCAGGCAGUCAGCUUACCUCUCAUUAGACCGUAUCAUGUAGUCAUUAAAUUCAUGGUCUCCUUUGAUCACCAUCAAGGGAACUACCAGGUUGACAUCAGACUCAGUGUUCCGAAGCUGGUUGAGUUUAAUAUUCACAGAAAAGAGGUAGUCCCGCACGUCCUCUAUGCCCACCUUCAGACCUUUGCACACCACAUACCUGCAGGAGACACCCUGUCACUCCAAGGAGCAGGAACCUUUUCCCUACACCUUCACCCCACUGCUGUAGAGCCACAAAGCUAAACAGCCUUUCUACUCAACCUUAAGCCUGGACUCAAAGGGCAACAUAUCAUGUGUGCCUUAAAAACUGCUACCUCAUGUCCUUCCUUUUCAUAGGAAUUGGUAGCAAAUGCCUUUAAUCCCACUUGGGAGGCACAGGCAAUCAGGUUGUUUGAGUUCAAGGCCAGUCUAGUCUAUGUAGUAAAUUCUGGGCUCGUCAGGGCUAUUUACUAUAAAACCCUGUCUCAAAAUAAAAUAUUUAAAUCCCUUAUCUGAGACCGUUUCUACUUUUAUGGGGUAGGGGUGUUCCCAACUGCCCUACACCAGUAAGACACAACUUGGAGAGGCUGUCAAUUGUAGACGCUCCACAGAAAUCUGCACUUUAACAGGCUACCUGACAACUCUAAUUGGCCUUGUUUUUCUCUGACCUCGUGUGUGGGCACCUGGAUGCCUACAGCACCUCUGUAUGGUGGCCUCCCUGCCUAUUCCCAGCCUAUACUUCCCGAGUGUCUUCUUAAUAGUCACACUCUUUCUAUUAACAGGAGAACCCCAUACAGAAAUUUGGUAAACCCAGCUGUGGAGGGGGCAGUCCGAACAACCUGGGGACGACCACUCAGACAAGGAUCCCAAUUCUCGAGAAUCACAUUUCCAAAGUCAAGGUUUUUAACACAGUUUGAGAAUUCAUGCCAGACAGAAGCACAGGGUUUUCUGCUGACUUCUGACCAACCAGCUGGCAGAGAGGAAGGCCUUACCGCUCUGAGUUGGCAGGCCUGCUGGUGAUGGGUUUGAAGAGACACACACGCUCAAAGCAGCAGUAUAGCAGGUAGAUGAGCCCCACACUGAAGGGUGUGAAGAGGUCAAAGGUUUUGCAGAUGAAGUGGCCCCCUGUAUUGAAAAGAAAAUGCUCAGGGCAAUCAGGGGCUACUCCAGGAUGUGGGGGAGGUCACUUGAGCCAGAAAAGAUGACUGAAACUGGUCCAUACAAGUUCAAGACAAUUUAUGAGGCAACCAGCUUCAGAAAAUGUUUUGGGGAUCCUCUUGUCUUUUCUUCCCUGUAUUCUUCAUCUAGCCACAAGCCACCUGAUACAAGAGUUUCUUUCUCCUUCUUUCCUUCCAUUUCUUAACCAAUCCCUAUAUACAUGCUCCCGUCAAAUGGGACCUCAGUGGAUCCUUGGGGAAGAGAAAACUGAGGAAGCAUCACCUGUCCGGACAACAGACAGUGCCAUGAGGAACUGGCAGAGCAGGAGCUGCUUGCUGAGGAUCUCCUGCAGGUUUUCCUGCCCCUCCACAGAGAAACCCUGAAAGGAGAGCACAGGAUGGGAGAGAAAUGAUAAGGACAGAGAAUCACACUCCUACCUCAUUUUCACCAGGAGCUCUUGGUACUGUCAGACAGCCACCAUCUGACUGGUGAGCAUUUCAAUUUCUUUGUCAAAGUAAUAUGGUGAGUUACUACUGGAUUUGAGCUACCUCCUGCUUUAUCAUUCCUAAACCACAGGACCAAGUCUGCUUUUCCAAAGAAAUGGUCCAGAAAACUAAAAUUCACACGCGAAUCCAGGGACAAGUAAGGCAGAAGAGGCAAAGUACUGACUCAUCACUGGUCAAAUACAAGAUAGAAAACAUUUAAUUGCUAAGAAGAGCAGGAGCACACAUCAGGAGGUAUUCUGCUGGGCUCUGCCACUGCACUGCACUGACUGCUGAAGGCCCUAGGCCUGAGAAAGAGAAUUUCCAGACAAGGAUUUACUUACAGUACCCACUGAGCCCUGAGCUGUGGAGCCCCUUCCUUCCAGAUGGUACAUUCUGAGGAAUGCAUGCUCCAAGAAUGCAUGCUGCAAUCUCUAGAGCAUCUCCCUUCAUCAAAGAGCUGCCAGUCAUGAACCAUGCUUAUACCCAAGUAAAGGACACAGGCAAUGGGAGAAAAGGACUGGUCUUAAGGAGUACCAUUUCAGCUUUACAAAAUGAGAAAGUUCUAGAAAUCAGUCACACAACAGAGUGAAUAGACAAACACUACUAGGCUGUCCACAUAGCACAAACUGUGCCGCAUAUUAUGAUUAUACAGCAGAGGGGAGAGCACCAGCUUCUGUUAAGCUGCCCCCACAGGCCAGAUCUCAUGAUGCAGCCCUAUAAAAGUAAUGUUUACUAUUGUCUCCCAGACUUAAAGAUGCUUCUCAAAAUGCAUGUUUGUCAUAGAGCUAAUUAGGAAUUCAAAAACAGGGGCUGGAGAGAUGGCUCAGAGGUUAAGAGCACUGGCUGCUCUUCCAGACAUCAUGAGUUCAAUUCCCAGCAACCACAUGGUGGUUCACAACCAUCUAUAAUGAGCUCUGGUGCCCUCUUCUGGCCUGCAGGUCUACAGACAGACAGAACAUUGUAUAAAUAAUAAAUAAAUAAAUCUUAAAAAAAAAAA